AUGAAACGUCGUGGUCGUUUCCCCCGUCACCAUCGGAUUGCUUGCCGGUCUCAUCGCUUGGAAAGCGGUCAAGUGGGUUCGACCUCGAUCGUCCUUCCGAAAGGGCGAUUCCGAACGAAAGGAUCCUUCCAACUGGAAUACGAGCCGGCGAAGGUGGCCGUGACGACGACGAAGAAGAAGGACGGAGAAGCGGCGAAGAAAAACGACGAGAUCCCUCGUCGAGAGGGAACACAGAGACCGAAGAAGACCGAAGAGAAGAAGGAAGCGGGAUACGGUUCCAAGGAGACCGACUCUAGACCCCGAAGGGACGGCAAGAAGUUCUUCCUCUUCGGUCAGGAUCUGGUGGCGGAAGACAGCAAUCCGGUUCCGUACCGACUGCAACGAGAGGAGAACAAAAUAGUGCUCGUCGACAAAGAUUCGGCAGAUGGAGAGAAGAAGCGGAUCCCGGUCAAGUUGGAAUAUCUCACCGUCCCUCUUUACCCUCCUCCCCUGUGGAAUCGAUACGUCGUGGACGCUUACUCCUGGUUUUACGUGAAAGAUCCGAAUUCUCGCCACUUAUCAUCCCCGCCUUUCCGGGUGUCGCGCCCCUUUCUCCGGCAAUCUUCUUCUCGACGCCCAUCGUCUCCUCCACACCGGGUAACGACACCUUCUUUCCGAGUGACGACUCCCUCUCCCCGCGUAUCGUCCCCUUCUUUCCUGGUAACGACUCCUUCUCCCCUGGUAUCGUCUGCUCCUCAGCCGAUGGAACUCGAUCACAGUGGAUGGACUCCCAUCCCUUGACGAUUCGUCCUCGAUCCCAUCCGUCAUCCAACCCGUCUCUUUCGUCCGUCCCUUCGGUUACCCGUUUUUAAUCGAAAACCAGCGGCGUUAACCCGGAGAAGCCCAAAGUUCGAUGCAGCAUCGCCUUGGAAUCAUCAUCGUCAUCUCUGCCAUUCCGACAAUCGCAUCGUGCUCACGAAUCCAUGUUCAUUCGGUGGAUAUCGAACUGCAUUGUCCGACUCUCGCAUUGUGAUAAUACUUCUGGUCUGCUCUUGUUACCAUUGUUAUUGUUGAUGUUAUUGCAGUUGCGUCGUUCGCAAAUCUUCCCGUUG
Molecule: messenger RNA, 1091 nt
Organism: Darwinula stevensoni
Lineage: Eukaryota; Metazoa; Arthropoda; Ostracoda; Podocopida; Darwinulidae
Source: the annotation of a GenBank genome assembly